Messenger RNA from Platichthys flesus (European flounder), 1387 nucleotides. It is a transcript of the gene ccr9a, whose product is annotated as chemokine (C-C motif) receptor 9a. NCBI's taxonomy places the organism in Eukaryota, Metazoa, Chordata, Actinopteri, Pleuronectiformes, Pleuronectidae. The coding region runs from base 75 to 1214 and encodes 379 amino acids. The transcript has 3 exons. Gene Ontology annotation, cellular component: membrane. Gene Ontology annotation, biological process: immune response; chemotaxis; G protein-coupled receptor signaling pathway. The record is from RefSeq and is a predicted model, not a curated record. Gene Ontology annotation, molecular function: chemokine receptor activity; chemokine binding; scavenger receptor activity.
UCUGAACUCUGUGGUUUAACUGGCACCAAGUCAACGACAACCACGCUGACAGACGAAGGGACGGCUGUCACUGAAUGAUCCACAUGAAUCUGACGCAUGACCUCAUGGAUGACUUCAUGAACAUCACAAGAUUCACCACAAACGAACCAUCCUCGUUCACCACUGAUGGCGACUACGAGUACGAGGACCUGAUGUGUGACCGCGCCCCGGUGCGGAGCUUCAGGCGCCUGUUGGAGCCGCCGCUCUUCUGGAUGAUCACCCUGGUGGGCGGAGCCGGGAACCUGGCUGUGGUGUGGAUGUACCUGAACCUCCGGCAGCGACUGAAAACCAUGUCAGAUGUGUACCUGCUGAACCUGGCCGUGGCCGACCUGCUGUUCCUGGUCACGCUGCCGCUGUGGGCGGCCGAGGCAUCACACGGCUGGAAUUUUGGCCGUGCCCUCUGCAAGGUGAACUCCGCCCUCUACAAGGUCAACCUGUUCAGCAGCAUGCUGCUGCUAACAUGCAUCAGUGUUGACCGCUACGUGGUCAUCGUACAGACCACCAAGGCACACAACUCACAGCUGGAGCGCCGGCGCCACAGUCGGCUGGUGUGUGUGGGGGUGUGGCUUCUGGCCCUGCUGCUGGCCACUCCUGAGCUUGUGUUUGCCAACACGGUUAACGUGGACUCUCAGCCGUACUGCAGAAUGGUGUACCCCCCUUCUCUGGGCAACCGCACUAAGAUCCUGGUGCUGUCCAUACUGGUGAGCAUGGGGUUCUUCUUACCCUUCAUCAUCAUGGCGUUCUGCUACAGCGUCAUUGUCGCCAAGCUGAUCAAUACCCGAAACUUCCAAAAGCACAAGGCCAUGCGCGUCAUACUGGUUGUGGUGGUAGUGUUCAUCAUGUCCCAGCUGCCCUACAAUGGCGUACUGGUCAUGAUGGCGACGCAGGCCUCCAACAUGACCAUGACGGACUGCGAGGUCGUGAAGCGUUUCGACAUUGUGGGACAUGUGCUGAAGAGUCUGGCCUACCUGCACGCCUGCCUCAAUCCCUUCCUCUAUGCGUUUGUGGGCGUUCGAUUCCGCCGCGACGUCCUGCAGCUCCUGCGCCUCGGGAGCAGCCGCUGCCUGCGACUGGUCAACAAGCCUCCACUGAGGGAGGCCAGCAGGAGUCCGCUGAGCUCCACUCGAGCCUCGGUGAUGUCAGACAGCGACACCUCGCAGGUGCUGUCACUGUGACCAUGUGACCUCCACUUCACACCUGAGCUGCCACAGACACCCUCUCAUCACUCUCCAUCAUUUGAUCCUGUUUUACUUCAAGCUGUUUAAAAUAAUUGAAACUUUUGUCUUUCCUGAAUAUUUCCAGGACUUUCUCAGAAUUAGUUUGUUGAUGAAAUAAAUGAUAAACAAAG